Messenger RNA from Pyrenophora tritici-repentis Pt-1C-BFP, 438 nucleotides. NCBI's taxonomy places the organism in Eukaryota, Fungi, Ascomycota, Dothideomycetes, Pleosporales, Pleosporaceae. The record is from RefSeq and is a predicted model, not a curated record.
AUGAAAGACCAGUUCGAGAAGCUGAUCUUGCAGCCACUCUUAGAGAUCCAACAAGCUUGUUCACAGGCUUCAGCGCGGAUUGUCGUGAUAGACGCAUUAGACGAAUGUGAGCAAGAGCAAGAUAUUCGAACCAUCCUCCAGCUGCUUGCUCGGACGAAGGACAUCCGACUAAUGCCGUUACAGAUCGUUGUAACUAGUCGGCCGGAGCUCCACAUUCGCCUUGGCUUCAAGAAGAUGCUGAACGGCACAUACCAAGAUCUAGUCCUUCACGAAGUCCAAAGGAGUACGAUUGAACACGACUUACGUGUCUUCCUAGAGCAUGAGCUUGGCGAGAUACGAGAAUCUCACGAUAUCUCCACAGAGUGGCCAGCACAACACCAGGUUCUGUCCCUAGCAGCAGAGAUGUCAACAAGCAAGUUACUUGACCUGCUUGCUUGA